Messenger RNA from Grosmannia clavigera kw1407, 2262 nucleotides. Its product is annotated as plasma membrane channel protein. NCBI's taxonomy places the organism in Eukaryota, Fungi, Ascomycota, Sordariomycetes, Ophiostomatales, Ophiostomataceae. The coding region runs from base 1 to 2262 and encodes 753 amino acids. Gene Ontology annotation, molecular function: chloride channel activity. Gene Ontology annotation, cellular component: cortical endoplasmic reticulum. The record is from RefSeq and is a predicted model, not a curated record. Gene Ontology annotation, biological process: chloride transmembrane transport. The transcript has 5 exons.
AUGGCGACGGCAAGCAACACCCAGGCCCACGAGAGUGGCUCUGAUACCAACAGCAACUAUGGCGUCGACUACGUCAUCCACUUCCUCGUCCCCGAAAAGGAGCGCAACGAGGCCGAGGCGGCAUUUGUGCAGCUGAUCGAAGCACUGGCGGCGGCCGGCUUUGCCACCGAGGUGCGUGCCGGUGCCGACAAGGGCUCGCUGCUCGUGUUCACCAGGCUGGCCUCGGCCGGUCUGCUGCGCACGCAAGUCUACCGCUCGCGGCUGCAGGACUGGCUAUACGGCAUUCGCACUCAGGCGCCGCCCAGCCGCAAAACCCAGGGCGGCCGCGACGUCGACCUGGCCGCCUACUUUGCUGACGAGCCCAUCAGCGAGGCCGAGCGUCUCCGCCUGAUCUACUUACUGCUGACCCGGUCCCGGAGCGAAGGCGGCGCCGGCAUCACGCCGCCCGGAAGUGACGCUCUCGCUGGUGGCAGCAACCCGCAUCGCUUUGUUGCCGGUCUCUUCCCCCUGCACGACCACGCCUUCAACCGCGCCUGGAUCAAGCAGUGGGGCACCAAGUACAUGCUCGAUGCAACCGACCUCGACAGCAUUCGUGACAAGUUUGGCGAGCGCGUUGCCUUUUACUUUGCCUUUCUUCAGAGCUACUUUGCCUUUCUGCUCUUUCCCGCCGCCUUUGGCUUCGGCGCCUGGCUGCUCUUCGGCCAGUUUUCUUGGUUCUAUGCCGUCGUCAACUGCCUCUGGUCCGUCGUCUUCUUUGAGUACUGGAAGAAGAAGGAGGUCGACCUGGCCGUUCAGUGGGGCGUCCGUGGCGUCUCGCAGAUCCAGCUGCCUCGGCCUCAGUUCCGCUUCGACCGCGAGGCCAAGGACCCCGUCACCGGCGAGUCCGUCAAGAUCUACUCGCCCUUCCGCCGUCUCUCCCACCAGCUGCUGCAGGUGCCCUUUGCCCUUGCAUGCGUCGCCGCACUCGGCAGCCUGAUCGCCCUUUGCUUUGCCAUUGAGAUCUUCAUCACCGAGGUCUACAGCGGGCCUUUCAAGCAGUAUCUGACCUUCUUGCCUACUAUCCUCCUGACCGGCCUUAUGCCCGUCCUUACCGGUGUGCUUUCCAAGGUGGCCGAGAGACUGACCGUGCUGGAAAACUACGCCACGCAAGACACUCACCAGGCCGGCCUUGUGCAAAAGAUCUUUGUCAUCAACUUCAUCACGUCCUACCUGCCCAUCUUCCUGACCGCCUUUGUCUACGUGCCCUUUGGCAAGGUCCUCGUGCCGUACCUGGAUGUGUUCCAGAUCACGGCGCAGCGCCUGACCGGCGACAACAAGACCGAGACGGCCGCCGAGGUGCAGGUGACGUCGCUGCCGCCGCCGAGCUUCCAGAUCAACCCAGACCGCCUGACGAAGCAGGUCAUCUACUUCACCGUGACGGCCCAGGUGGUCAACUUUCUCCUCGAGGCCGUCGUGCCGUACGCCAAGCGCCGGGUGUUCAAGGUGGUCAAGGAGGAGAUGACGUCGCGCAGCGGCCAGGGUGUCGUCCACGAGAAGGACGCGCCGGAAGAGUCCGCCUUCCUCGAGCGCGUGCGCAACGAAGCCGAGCUGGGCGUGUACGACGUCACGAUCGACUACCGCGAAAUGGUGGUGCAGUUUGGCUACCUGGCACUGUUCUCGGCCAUCUGGCCGCUCACGGCCUGCUCGUUCCUCAUCAACAACUGGGUCGAGGCUCGAUCGGACGCCAUGAAGAUCGCCAUCGGCAGCCAGCGGCCCAUUCCCUGGCGAGCAGACUCCAUCGGACCCUGGCUGGCGCCCUUGGGCUUUUUGUCGUGGCUCGGCAGCUUGACCAGCGCCGCGGUGGUCUACCUCUUCCGAUCGGACCCCCACGGCCCCGACGGCGAGCCCUGGAACAUCCGCGGCUGGGCGCUGCUGCUCAGCAUCCUCGUGGCCGAGCACCUGUAUCUGGUCGUGCAGCUGGUUGUGCGCUACGUCGUCGAUAAGAUGGACAGCCCCGGCCUGCAAAAAGAGCGCGCCGAGCGCUUUGCCCUCCGCAAGAACGUGCUCGCCGAGUCCCUGGGUGUGGCUGAGGCCGAGGCGGAAGCGCAGCUCAGCCCGGUCGCGUCGAACAGUCCGGCAAUCACGCGCGACGUUUUGGAGGAGGACCUUCGCCAGACUUCGAUCCAGAGCCAAGGCUCUCCGGAAGCAUUGUUUUGGCUUCGCCAGCGUGGUGCCUCUGAGACGAUCCAGAUUGGCCGGGGCUUGAUUUCGGAGGUAUCUUGA